ACUAAAUCGAGUUUUUUCGUCGGACGCCUUUCAGUGUAACUCCCGUGUGCGUCACAGUCUAAACAGUACGACGACUACAGCAAUGGAGGGAAGAAUGAGCCGAGGCCGUGGCGGUAGUUGGAAAAGAGGUGGCCGAGGCGGACACGACGGUGACUCUGCCGGCAGUGAACACCGGGGCAGAGGCCGGGGAGGUCACCACCGUGGUAGGGGCAAAAGAGACCAUUAUCGUGGUCGUGGUCGUGGUGGAGGAGGCGACCAAGCGGUGAAUCUGCACCAGAAUCAAGAUGGAGGAGACAGGGUGGAGGAGGACGAUUACAGGGGGGAGGUCUUCUCCAGAAGGAAGCUGGAGUCCAACUGGGAUCGUUACAAAGAGUCUGAGAAACAGGAGCCAGGCAAUGACGACACGCCCACUAAGAGAGGAGAAGAUUUCCAAGUCCUGCUGGAGACCGCAGGAGAUUCCUUCACUCAAUUCCGAUUUUUGGAGGAGAAAGGCUGGGAGAUGGACUCGUUUACAGGCAGUGAGAUGUCGCCUGUGUUUGUUGAUCUUCCAGCUUUGGCCCAGACUCUUCAGCAGGUUCCUCUGCAUCAGAGACUCCACCUAGAGGCUGAACUGUUGCAGGUCCUGACUCCAGUGGAUCUGCCUGUGACCAUCCCAGCACCUAAACAGGAAGUGUCCAAACCAUCCACCCUCACUCCUGUGUCUGUGGCCUCACCAAAAGCUCUUAAUCUGACCAACAAGACGUCUCCAAACCCUGUGAUUAGAUCAGACUCUAAGGUUUCUUCAGGAGCCGACGUGGAGCCUCCUGUGGACGAUGGAGACGAGGAUUUGGAGCUGCUGCUGAAAUUAGAGAAACCAGUGAUGGGAGUGGAAGAGAACAUUUCUGCUGUGGUCACAGAGGAGGAGGAGGAGGAGGAGAAGAAGGGAGAGAGAGGGAGAGGUAUCUGACGACAUGAAGGAGGAGGUGAAGAAGGAGGAGAAGAUCUCACCUCCACAAUCUGCUGCCGUCAAGCAGGAGCUGACAGAGGAGGAUCUGGAGGAGUGGCUGGACAGCAUGAUCUCCUGACAGUGUCCAAGAUGGACAACAACAAGGAAGAACGUGUGGGGACUUUCCUGCUGGACUCCACGGACAAAUGAUAAAUGCAGCUCCAGAAGCCUUAGCCGUGGAGAGCAACACAUCAACUUUAACGCAGACAGACCAAAACUGACUGACCUGUAAACCUUGAAGGACAAAACUCAGCCCUUGCCUUCUGCGUCACCUGAACCUGUUAGAGACGUCACCUGGUGCAAACCUUGGGACCCACCCCAGAGGAGGCAUACUAUUUGAAUGUAUUUAAAAAACACAGAUAUAAUAUUAUGUCUUUUUCAUAUUUUAUUUGUAAGAGUGACUGAUGAAAUACACCUCUUGAAAAUCCCAAGGUUUCACUGUAAGAGAAUAUAUUGCUAAUUGAUAGCAUGUAUAUUUAACUACUGUAUCCAAUAAUAAAUAGGUACGUGAGCUGUCAAAAAAAA
Molecule: messenger RNA, 1510 nt
Organism: Cynoglossus semilaevis (tongue sole)
Lineage: Eukaryota; Metazoa; Chordata; Actinopteri; Pleuronectiformes; Cynoglossidae
Gene: aven
Product: apoptosis, caspase activation inhibitor
Exons: 6
Coding region: 83-946 (287 amino acids)
Biological process (GO): negative regulation of G2/M transition of mitotic cell cycle
Source: RefSeq, a predicted model, not a curated record